CCUUCUCCUUUACAACUAGAAUGCUUACUGGUCAUCUCGAGGCUAAGGAGUCAGUGGAGGCAAACCAUGUUGGAGGACCCGAGUCAAGGAGCAGGGGCCAACCGUAAGAAGAAUAUGGAGGCUACAGCCCUGGUCCUUGGAGAGGACAGCAGCAAGCCUGACGAUAUCAUGGGACUGCAGAAGCAGAUCUGUGAACUUGCCUCAGAGCUCACAAGACAGGCAUCUUGGUGGUGUGCAGCUCACAAAGACCUCCAAAACCAGAUCAAUGUUCUGAUGAAGGAGAACCAGGAGCUCCGGAAGGAACUGAAGGCUUUGAAGCGGCAGGGUGUGGAGGCCGCAAUAGCCUCACCACCCCUGGCAAGAGCGACCAACACUAUGCCAGUGUACAUAAAGAUAGAGGGAAUGGAUUCAGAGAAAACGACGUCAGACGACACUGCUUCCAGGAGUCCUCAAAACGGAAGUACGAUGGCCACUGGAAGAACAGAUUCCUUAGACGAAAAACUGUCUUACAUGUCUCUUGAUGAAAAGGUUAUGCACCUGUCUUCCAAGUUUAUGCAAAGACACUUUGGCAGGGCGUCACCAGAACCCCUGUCGGACACAACAUUCCUGGACACAGAGUCGGCACCCGAUAUGUGGUCCUCCAAUCCAGAGAGUUCUGAAGGUGAGCUUCUCAUUCAUGCUCAGGAAAACAGGCACCACCCUAGUUUUCUCCAGAAUGCACAGUGGAUGCAGGAACUUCUGGCAGAGUCGGGACCUCCUAGAGAAGAACCGCCCCCCAUGGACACCGAGAAGGACAAUGAGACGCAGGAAAAGCGACACCCGAAUGGCAAGGUGGAGCAGGUACUCAGUGAUGGACGAACUAUCAUCACCUUCCCCAACGGAACCAGGAAGGAGAUCAGUGCGGACAAGAAGACGACCCUCAUCAAGUUCUUCAAUGGUGACAUGAAGAAGGUCAAGCCUGAUCAGAGAGUGAUUUAUUAUUAUGCAGAUGCUCAGACUACACACACAACCUACCCGGAUGGUGUUGAAGUCGUGCAGUUUCCGAACAAGUGGACUGAAAAGUUCUACCCAGAUGGCUCCAAGGAAACCGUGUUUCCUGAUGGGACCGUGAAGCAGCUUAAGGAUGGAUGUGAGCAAACUGUGUUUCCUGAUGGGACAUACGUGACAGUGAAAAGGAAUGGAGACAAAAUCAUCAUGUUCAGCAAUGGACAGAAAGAGAUCCACACAGCCAGGUUCAAGCGGAGGGAGUUCCCGGACGGCAGCACGAAGACUGUGUACUGCAAUGGCUGCCAGGAGACCAAGUAUGCCUCAGGGAGGGUCAGGGUCAAAGACGAGAUGGGAACUGUCAUCCUGGACUGGAAGUAG
This is a messenger RNA of Onychomys torridus (southern grasshopper mouse), 1365 nucleotides long. RefSeq names its product centromere protein J-like. Bases 67 to 1365 code for a protein of 432 amino acids. The record is from RefSeq and is a predicted model, not a curated record. Gene Ontology annotation, molecular function: tubulin binding. Gene Ontology annotation, cellular component: centrosome; nucleus; centriole. Gene Ontology annotation, biological process: cilium assembly; centriole elongation. The transcript is spliced from 10 exons. Lineage: Eukaryota; Metazoa; Chordata; Mammalia; Rodentia; Cricetidae.